Molecule: messenger RNA, 726 nt
Organism: Myzus persicae (green peach aphid)
Lineage: Eukaryota; Metazoa; Arthropoda; Insecta; Hemiptera; Aphididae
Product: zinc finger protein 271-like
Exons: 1
Coding region: 1-726 (241 amino acids)
Biological process (GO): regulation of transcription by RNA polymerase II
Cellular component (GO): transcription regulator complex; PcG protein complex
Molecular function (GO): RNA polymerase II cis-regulatory region sequence-specific DNA binding; DNA-binding transcription factor activity, RNA polymerase II-specific
Source: RefSeq, a predicted model, not a curated record
AUGAAUGAUCUGACUUGUAUUCAGAUGACUAAAGUUCGCGAUAGUCAGUACACAUGUGAUGUUUGCGACAAGUCCUUCAGUCAGAGAAGAAAUUUAACAAUGCACCGGUGGACCCACACGGGAGAGAAACCUUACCCGUGUGACAUAUGCGACAAGCGUUUUAAACAAAUUAGCCAACUGACAGUACACAAACGGGUACACACAGGAGAAAAACCUUAUCUGUGUGACAUAUGCGACAAGUAUUUUAGUCAAAUUAGCCAACUGAAAGCGCACAAACGGGUACACACUGGAGAGAAACCGUACCCAUGUGAUGUUUGCGACAAGUCGUUCAGUCGAAAAGGUGGUUUAAUACAGCAUCGACGGACGCACACGGGAGAGAAACCUUACCCAUGUGACAUAUGCGACAAGUCGUUCAGUAGAAAUGGUUGUUUAAUACAACAUCGACGGACGCACACGGGAGAGAAACCUUACCCAUGUGACGUAUGCAACAAGUCGUUCAGUCGAAAUAGUGGCUUAAUAGAGCAUCGACGAACGCACACGGGAGAGAAACCUUACCCGUGUGACAUAUGCGACAAGUCGUUCAGUCAAAAUGGAGGUUUAACAAAGCACCGGCGGACGCACAUGGCAGAGAAAACGUAUACAUACCCAUGUGAUGUUUGCGACAAGUGGUUUGGUAAUAACUACAGUUUGACUAAGCACAAGAGGACACAUGAAGGACAAAAAUAG